Messenger RNA from Drosophila gunungcola (fruit fly), 1237 nucleotides. Its product is annotated as poly [ADP-ribose] polymerase-like. The record is from RefSeq and is a predicted model, not a curated record. Lineage: Eukaryota; Metazoa; Arthropoda; Insecta; Diptera; Drosophilidae. The transcript is spliced from 4 exons. Bases 83 to 1222 code for a protein of 379 amino acids. Gene Ontology annotation, molecular function: zinc ion binding; DNA binding.
GAUUACUUAGUUUAAUUAUUCGUUAACAUCGAUAGGACCGCGCUCUUGUAAAAUAUAUUGACUUAAUAAAAAGUUUUUUAUUAUGGAUAUUGAAUUACCGUACAUGGUGGAAUAUGCCAGAACUGGGAGAGCCUCUUGUAAAGGAUGUAAAUGUUCUAUUCCCAAAGAUAGCCUUCGAAUCGCUGUUAUGGUUCAAUCCGCAUUUCAUGAUGCAAAAGUACCGAAUUGGUAUCAUAAAAGUUGCUUUUUCAAAAACCAACGUCCUGCCUCUGUGGGAGACAUACAGAACUUUCAAAACCUUCGGUUCGUUGACCAAAAUGAAUUAAGUGAUCUUAUUGGAAAUAUAGAGAAAGAUAUACGUGCAAAAUCGGGAACGAAGCGAUCCAAGGCUUAUAACUUAGCACUCAAAGACUUUGGAAUCGAAUAUGCAAAAUCAAGUCGUUCGACGUGUCGUGGAUGCGACCAAAAAAUAAUAAAGGAUCAAGUCCGCCUACGGAAAACUGUUUUUGAUACUGAAGUUGGUAUGAAGUAUGGAGGGCAGCCGCUUUGGCAUCAUUUGGAUUGCUUUGCUAAACUGCGCUCUGAACUUGGCUGGUUUGAUUCAGGAGCAGCAUUGCUUGGUUAUGCGAGUCUAACGAGUGAUGAUCAAGCGGCAGUAAAAAGCGUUCUCCCAGCAAUAAAAUCUGAAGAAUUACCUGAAGCUAAAAAAAUUAAAACGGAACUGUUAAAUAACACCGAUGAAAUCGAAAAAAUUAAAUAUUUACAAAGUCAAAAUGACGCCAUUUUUAAGUAUCGGGACGAACUUAAAAGUACAAUGAAGAAGACCGACAUUGAAAAACUUUUACAGUUUAAUAAUCAACAGCCUUUAACUGGUGACUCUGAAAGAUUAUUAGAUCAAGCAUCAGACUUGCUGACUUUCGGUGCUAUUGAAUCAUGCUCUGAAUGCGGCAGCUCUCAAUUUAUUUUUGAUAAGUCUGGUUACAUUUGUAACGGAAAUAUUUCUGAGUGGACCAAAUGCACCAAGUUGUUAGCGGAACCGACCAGAUCAGCAUGCAAAAUACCAAAAGAUCUUAAAGCAAAAUAUAGCUUUUUAAAUGUAGUAAACAAAAUGCCAUCAACACGCCUUAUUCAAUAUCUUCCUCCAAGUGAAAGGACCUUAUCUAAAAAUCUAGAGACGAAAAAUUUAAGCGACGAAUAUGAUGGGUUAGUAUUAAAAAUCUGAACCCGUAAUGAUUAA